AAAGUCGCGUACCGAGGUGUCACCACACGCAACGAGCGCCUCGGUCGUCGAGUCAGGUCACAUGCACGUGACCAUAGUUCCAUGCCUCAGGCGAUAUCUUCCCAUCGCGGGACCGCCCGUGUGCUAUUGAGUCUAAACCACAGCAUUUGUAGGGUGAUGAUAACUUCGAAAUACAAUCAACUGGCCAAGGGAGUGGUGGAGGUGUAGUAGGAUGUAAGAUGGCGCUAGAAUGUAUGCAGGCAAGUCUCGACCGGUGCCUUCGGAGGCGGCACUCAAGGUCCUCUACCAGCUCGCCUAUGUCUCUUCAGGUACCGCUGUCGGCGUGGCAGCAUUAUGUGCAGAGGAGCGACGUCGGAAGACCCAGAUCGUGCAAAAGAUAGCAGACAAUGCCAGACGACUUCGUCAACAUCCGCGCCACCAUCAGAACGCUACAAUGGUUGCGAGAAGCGUGGAGACCGGUUUGGCGGACAGUGGCGCAACCGACUGGCUUCCUACACUACUCGCUGAAGAUACCAAAGUAAAGGAUCGAGUACGCCGCGCUUGGCCGAGUCCGAGUCACGGAAACAUCGCGAUUCGGGGGCCGACUUUACCGUCAGUGGUGGAGCACAGUUAUCAACGUACCCAGGGCAGCCACCAUCCGGAGCAGCAUCCGGGCAGUCGUAAGACUGAGCGGCACAGUAUGCCGUCGCAGGAGGCUUCUCAGCCAGCGUUGCACGUGUCUUCGAGAAGCACUGGCGUAAAACCUCCAAGCUACCCGCGGGAUACCGCCUUCGCUCCACAUUUACCAAGCAAAGAGGCGAAUGCAGGUACGAGAUCAAGCCAUAAGUACUAUGACAGCCUCAGACGCACUCGGGAGGCCAUCACCGGGCGGAAGAAAGGAUAUGAUGAUGGUCAUGUUGGAUUCCUACAAACUCCUUUCAAUGGUACGCAAGCAAGCACGGAAAACCCUGGAGAACCUAUGAAUGCACGAAGCCAAACUAUCGUGCAAUACAUCCCUUCGGAUGUGAAGGAUUCGUGCUCGAGCACGGCACAGAACAAAGCAGUAGUAUCCCCAAUAAAACCGUCCGGACUCGACGAUUGCCAGAAGCUGUUGGCCCGUGCGGAUGUCAAGCGAGCUAUCAACCUCUUGACCUCUUCAACUGGCGCUUGCGGAGACAGUACGGAAGUGGCGCUCUUAAUAACCCAAUGCUUAGAUGCCGCGCUGCAGCUGAAGCUGCUACCAGAGUGUACUUUGUUAUUGCGCUUGGCAAGGCACAAAGUACAUGCGCGGGAUUAUCGCAGUCGCCUUAGCUACUUUCUGCAGCUUUGCGACUCCGCCUCGUCUUAUGGUUUCGUCCGAGAACUAAUCACACGAGAUCUGGACGUUGAGCAGCUUGGUACAGCAUGCAUAGAAAUUGUCGCAUACGCUUGCACCAAGGCAGAUCCGGCAGAUAGCAAGUGUCGCGCAAUGGCACUUCGAGCUCUACGGCGAGUUCCCGUCAAUAUGCGAGGCCGCAUCAUGCAUAGCGGUCAACCAAUCGUUCUCCUAGCACUUUGGGAAGCCACACACGACGUAGAUGCUGUCCGUAAGGCAUUGAGCGACAUGCAGCGAUCACGAUCAAUUCGUCGUCAAGAGGGUGUGUCGCGGCACCUUGUCCACACCGCACUGAGCAUUUACAUCAGCGCAAGUGCAUUCGAUUCCGCGUUUGAAAUACUCAAGGCUAUGGGUGAAAAUCUGGCGAAGAAAGAUCGCUUGGCCAUCCUCAGUGUUGCCCUCCUGUUCGCCAAACGCCGCGACUGGGAUCGUCUCAAGCAGCUACUGAGCGUUACGCAGAGUUCCAAAGACUGGACAACCGACAAUGAAGCAUGCCGCCGCUUCAAUAACGUUGUGCACCUCUUCGCACGCCAGCAUACAUCAGUGGAGGCCUGGAAAUUUGUAACGGAUGCCGUGGAAAGACUCGGCCUCGUACCCAACCAAGCCACCACGGGAAUCAUGCUAGAAUCCUUCGUUUCGAAGAAAGCGACCAAUCUCAUACCGAAGUGGCUUCGUUACAUGCGUGUUCUAGGCUGGGAAGUCGAGCUGACCGCGCGAGUAGCUGCGAGGCUGUUGACUCGCUUUUACCUUGAUUUUCGACCAUCGCACAUACUGGUGAUGUGGUUUUGUCGCAACCUAGCACACUUUGCUCCUUCACUUUCUGGCCCAGAAUUGUUCGAUCUUGUCCAAGAAGCAGUUGGGUACGACCUGAGAAAGCUGGUGGGCAGUAAGGCGACCUGGCGGCGAUCCAAUGCGAAGACUAGACUUGGCCAUGUGCUGCAGUCGGACAAGCCUGUCGUACCUUCACCAGGGUGGACGUGGAAUCAGAGGAUGUAUACCGAGCAUCCUAGCCACAUGCAGCAUCUGGUAGGAUGUCAAACAAGCUCCUCACCUUUGUCGAUGAUGCACUCCAAGCAUGCUAGCAAGGAAACGGCAGGCAGCCAAACAAUCUACGCAUCUCCACCUUCGGUGCAGCACGGGGAGACGCCCUGCAACGUCCGCGUGUCGCCACCACAAGGUAGGACCGCGAAUUUAGAGAGGUCUGCCCAAGACUUUGAUAUGCUCGAAGGUGACAACCAUGCGGAAAGUCUGGCGUUUGAGGAUCUGAGGCCGAUCUACAAGCACGCAACCGAUGAUCAGCGGCCGCAAGACGAUGAUGACCACGAUGAACAUACGGAUCUUACAGCUGCGCGCAUACUCGAACUUGGGAAAGACCGCCGCGGCAAGACGGAGAAGGCCAUGAUCAUGGCGUUGUCUUUACGCCAGCAUGACCGUGUCGUCGAAAUCUACCGGAACACACUAGACGCCGUCGGCCUUCCGCUGUCGCCGCUCACGCUGGAGAUCGCAGUCGAGUCAAGUCUACGACAUUGCCGCAGCGAUGCAAUUGAAGCAAGGAUCAUCGUGCGUGAUGCUGAGGCUGCUGGCAUGAACGUUACCUGCGCCAUCGGACCACUGCUACUCCAUCGUAUGCGUCGCGAGCGUUUCUUCUCGGUAGACGCUUCCCGGGGACUACGCAAAGAUGUGGUCGCCUAUUAUCGCAUGAACGAACAAGAGGGACGACCAGUUAAUCAUUAUAUCGGUGUCUCCGCCGCUCACGUCCUUCUCAGGAACAAGCACCCACGCCAAGCGCUUGAACUGUUGACUGCCAUCUAUUAUUCGGAAGCCGCUGGAGAAAAACCUCUGGAUAUCGUCGCAAUGACAGUUUUUCUCGAUGUAUAUAAUGCUUUAGCCCAUCUAAGUGGCAUCUUCUGGACCGUGAAGACUGUGCUAAUGCGAAACAUGCGCAUCGACGAAGCGUUCGUCAAAGGGCUCCGUGCCGUGGCCAGACGGGUGCGACUAAAUCGCAUUGCACCUGGCGAGGUGGAUGGCAGGUCAUCGAGUGCUUCGCCAGUUAUUUCCCGAUGGAUAAGGCUCUGCCGUGAACGACGGACACAGCAGCUGCACGAAGCCAAAGUGUUCGGGAACAAGCUGGUCAAAUGCCUCGCGAAGUGCGCGAACGAGAAACCAGCGCUCGGCGCGGAGGCGCGAGCGGAAACUGAAGAGGAAAUGGUCGGCCCACGCCUGCCGAGUAUAACACCUUACGGUGCAAGCGCUGUGGCAAGACCGGUAAGCGCUGAUACCAUUAACCGACAACUGGCACAUAGUGAACGACUGAUAGCCUCGGCCAUGAGGCUACGUAAGCGACGGACACCUCCCACACGGAUCGUCACUGCGGCGCAGCGAAAAAUGCAACGUCAGUGGCUUGUACGUUAUCGAGCGUUUUUGCGACAUGAUCUGAAGCUGUCCGGCGGUAACACUGCUGUCCAUAGAUACUGCUUGGCGGAUGAUCCGGAGACCUCACUCGCAACCAAGCAGAGACGAAGGACUAGGCGACAUCAGCAGGUUAGUCGCGCUGAGGCGGUCGCCCUUCUUGACGGUGACCAUAAGAUGCAGAGCGCUGCUGUAGGAUAAUAAGCAUAGAAGAUACACGCAUUAGAAGCAUCCUUAUGAUAAGCCGUAGAGACCACGGUGGUGUCACCACCUCGCCCACUCGCGCACUCUGUUUAGUCCGCACAGUCAGCACACCUCGGCAGCUCUCGUGCUCGGUUCCAUCUCCAGUCCCAGGUCCCAGGAAGACACCUUCGCUUGUUCAAGCCACGCAUGUAAGCACGAUCUCUGCAUUAUUACGUUACGCCUGCGUAAGUCCAUCACCAGGUCACCGCAUGCUUGUGGUCUUUGUCACGAGCCCUAGAGGGAGUCUUGAUAGCCAAUGACGCGCUAUCUGACCUUCCGCUUGCGGUCAAAGCAGCUUCCACCGUGGAAGGUCAUACGUGCGCUCGCCCCGUUC
Messenger RNA from Baudoinia panamericana UAMH 10762, 4340 nucleotides. RefSeq lists its product as uncharacterized. Gene Ontology annotation, molecular function: protein binding. Bases 230 to 3964 code for a protein of 1244 amino acids. The transcript has a single exon. NCBI's taxonomy places the organism in Eukaryota, Fungi, Ascomycota, Dothideomycetes, Mycosphaerellales, Teratosphaeriaceae. The record is from RefSeq and is a predicted model, not a curated record.